AGUACAAAGAAAUGCGCCUUUCUCGCAACUGCCCGGUAAACGGUGCCGUGUCCCUUUAAAAACGUCUGACAAAAAGCCCAUAUGAUCCCCGAGCUCCAAUCACCAAUUCCUUCUGCAAAAGCAGCCUCUGCAUUUUUGUCUGUCUGAAUGCUACAGCCGCACGGGGAAGAAGAAAAAAAAGAAAAAAGAUUGAGGAUAAGGCAAAAACUGAAGAAAUGUGAUCAUUCAACGGUCAUUUUCAUGGCGAAGGGAAAACUGGAGUUAUUCUGGGACUCCUUCGAGCCUCGAAACGCUGGAUCAAAAUGCUCAUAGUGGAAAAGACCACAGACUUCCCCUCUGCUGAGUUCUCCCUGGUGGAGGAUGUGGCUCUGCACUUCACCUGUUUGAUGGACAGGCUGAACGAGCAGCGCCUCUUCCAGCCUGACCUGUGUGACGUCGACAUCGUUCUGGUGCGUCAGCACAGCACCUUCCCAGCCCACAAGGGCGUGCUGGCGGCCUACAGCCCUUUCUUCCACUCCCUUUUUGCACAAAGCAAACAGCUGCGGCGGGUGGACCUGUCGCUGGACGCCCUGACCUCACAGGGCCUGCAGCAAAUCCUCAACUUCAUUUACACCUCCAAACUGCUGGUGAGCAGCCGCACUGUCCGCGACGUGCUCAACGCAGCUACCCUGCUUCAGAUGAGCGACAUUGCAGCCUCCUGUCGCGACCUCAUCAGCAGCCACUCGCUGAGAACCACCUGCGCAGAUAUGGCCAAUCGGGAAGGGCUCGGUGGCGAUGACCCAACUUCUGUAGCGAUGCCUUCCAGACAGCUGUACCCGGAGAUCAAACAGGAGUUGGAGCUGGGGAGGUUGUACAAGAGGGACGGCAGCAGCCUGUUCUCUGUCAGGGUGGAGGAGGCGGGCAAGACGGCCUCCCAACAGAAGCAGUAUUACCAGAAGGAGGACGCGUCAGGGGGCGGGGCUGGUGCAGUUGUGGCUGCUCCGUGCAAAGUCGAGAGCAACGGAGAGGAGUCAAAGACCGCCGACAUCCACGCCUCCUUCAACAGAGACCAGAUCAUUGUUGAAGUCAACCUCAACAACCAGACCCUUAAUGUGUCGAAGGGGCCGGAGACCAAAUCGGCAAACGCCACAGAGGCGGUCGCCAUGUUUGGUUGUUGCCCCGACAACGAGAUAGAUUCAGAAGAAGGUGAGGAGGACGAGGUGGAGAAUGACGACACGGGUGGAGAAGAGGAUGACGAUGAGCUGAAGAGGGGGGAUAUACUGGGACAGAGCAGCGAGGAGGAAGAAGAGGAAGAAGAAGAGGAAGAGGAGGAGAACACUCUAAACAUUCCAGGCUUGGAGCAGCCGGCCCGGAUGGAUCGAACUCGCCGGGGCACCAGAGCCUUUGCCAUUGCGGGUACCACCGCCUCCAUGCGGCAGACACUGGCAGAGGCCAAGCUGGCCAACCAGCGGCAGGGUGGGAAGAGGACGCUGGAUGCAGAGGGCCUGGGCCAGAAAGUGAGGCUAGAGGAGAAGCAACAUUUCCCAUGUAAGAAAUGCCCUCGUGUCUUCAACAACCGCUGGUACCUGGAAAAACACAUGAACGUUACUCACAACCGCAUGCAGAUCUGCAAUAACUGUGGGAAACGCUUCCUUCUGGAGAGCGAGCUGCUGCUGCACCAACAGACCGACUGUGAGAAGAGCAUCCAGUGUGUAACAUGUGGCAAGGCCUUCAAAAAGCUGUGGUCGUUACACGAGCAUAACAAGAUCGUCCACGGCUACGCCGAGAAGAAGUUCUCCUGCGAGAUCUGUGAGAAGAAGUUUUACACCAUGGCUCAUGUCAGGAAGCACAUGGUUGCUCAUACGAAGGACAUGCCGUUCACCUGUGAGACGUGCGGGAAGUCGUUCAAGCGCAGCAUGUCCCUGAAGGUUCACUCUCUGCAGCACUCUGGAGAGAAACCCUUCAAGUGUGAGAACUGCAGUGAGCGCUUCCAGUACAAAUACCAGCUGCGAUCCCACAUGAGCAUCCACAUCGGACACAAGCAGUUCAUGUGCCAGUGGUGCGGAAAGGACUUCAACAUGAAACAGUACUUUGACGAACACAUGAAGACACACACUGGAGAGAAGCCGUACAUCUGUGAGAUCUGUGGGAAGAGCUUCACGAGCCGGCCCAACAUGAAGCGCCACCGCCGCACCCACACCGGGGAGAAGCCGUACCCUUGCGAGGUGUGCGGCCAGCGCUUCCGCUUCUCCAACAUGCUCAAGGCCCACAGGGAGAAAUGCUUCCGCGUCAGCAACCCCAUGGUUACCGACGGCAACGACCCCCUCGGCCUCCAUCAGCCUCUGGCAUCGCCCGCCCUGGACUCUUCCAGCCAGGCGCUGCCCGCCACGUCUGCGACCACACCCGCUGCUGCUUCUAGCCCACACCACCUCCAUGGCACCCAGCUGUCUCUUCCCCUGCUGCACUCCAUGGGGGGGCUGCCUCCCACUCCUCAUUUACCCCCACCGCCUCCCCUGUUCUCUGCCGGUAGGAUGAACUCCAACAACUAACAAAUAUCCGUAGCAUCGAAAAAGCACUUUUGUUACUUUUUGUCUUUCUUAGAGCUUUUAAGAGGACUCCUGCAGCCGGAGAGUGAUGCACCUCAGUGACGUUUACACUGAGAGGGAAAAACUGACUAAAGGCUAACACACAUACACCUACCACAAUAAGAAAUAGUUAUUUUUUACUCUGUUUAAUACAAUAGAUAACCUCAGAGUCCUGUAGGACGUGUCUUCACCACGCCUCUCCUCAUGAUUUUCACAACUCUGUUCUGGUUUCAUUUGGGAUUUUCCACCACUGCACACAUCUCUCCUGAGCCUUGCACAAUGCAUUGAUUGUAGCAUCUUUUACAAAGUCUAAGGUAGAGUUUCCUAAAUCCUUACUCUACGGGGGGUCAUCAGUCCAGCAAAAACCAGACUAUAAUGAGAAUUAAAAAAUGUAAAUGUUUUGAUCGUUCUCUGCCAAGAUGUAGCGAGUGGUUCUGAUCUGACCCAGCAAUAACCAAAUGCUGAUUUGUCUGAGCAUAUACAUGUAUAUGGCAUUGCCAAUAACCAAAUCCUGUUAGCUCACAUGCUAUAGUUAGAUAAUGUUAUACAGCAUUUAUAAUCGAUCCUGCACCUUACAUUUAACUCUAGUGAUAUUUAAAAUGUACUCCUAAUUGUCUCCAUUUUUAUAAUUGUGAUAGUGUGUUAUUUGUGGCACGUUACGUCAAUGUGUAAGGACGUGAGAGAAGUUAUGAUGCGUGGAGAGUCAGCCGUGCAAUGCAGCGUGUGUGAUGUGUGCGUGAGAUGUGGGUCUUCAGAUCUACGUUCAGCUAAACAACGCUUCUCCCGAGUCAGGAGAUGGAGUCAUUUGUUGACUCAUCUUUUGCUUACAUUAAGCAAACGCGCUCCUGUCCUGUAGAUUUGGCUUUCAGACGAUCUCGCACUUUUCUGUGACUUGUUAUUAAAAACCUAAUGUAAUCAGACCAACAGUAUAUUUGUGGGUUUAAAAUCUAAUGUUAAUGUUAACUUGCAUUUCCCAACUAAACCCAGUUUGUGUAAUUAGUUUGCAGAAUACCAGUAGUGUUAGGGAUAAUAAUAUUCACAAAAACCUGAUUACAUAGCUCAGUAAGUGUGUACAUUUCAUCAAGAUGUAUAUUGUGAAAUGAUGAACAUUAUAUUACAAUGCCUAAAUCUCUCAGCACUGAUGGUGAGUAAUUCUGGUACAACAGAGCGCAUCACAAAAAGGGCUUCUUAUGAUUUAAGUCAUUAUAAAUUAGUAAAUUUCUUAUAAAGGUGAUCUGCAGAAGCAAAUCAACGUUAUAGAUAUGCAGUAAUACCCCUUAAACAUUUGUGACUCUACGUGCACUUUUGACAAUUAUUUGUCAUAAACCUACUAGAGUAGAACUAUAAGAAUUUAAUCCUUGUCAGUAAAAAGCUGUUAAAGCAAUAGUUUGACAUUUUGGAAAAUACACUUAUUUGCUUCCUUGCUGAAUUGGCUGGGAAGAUCGAUACCCCUAUGAUGUCUGUACGCUAAAUAUGAAGCUAAAGUUAACAGCUUGUUAGCUUAGCUUGUUAGCUAGCACAUGGGCUUGAAACCGAGGAAAGUAGCUAGCUAGAUUAUGUCUGAAGAUUAAAAAUAUAUAUAAGUUCAACUCCCGGCACUUAAAGCGACACUUUAAAUGUUUUAUCUUUCAAAAAACAAAAGUGUAAUAACGACGACUCCUGGCUUUAUUGGGGUUAAAACCUAUUGUUUUAUUAGUUAGCCAGACUCUGCUCCCUGUGAGAUCGCAGAUUUAUGUUUUUAAUGGUAAUUGGUGAUCUUAAAGGGGAUGGUAGAUGGAUUUGGUUACUUGUGGACAAAGCUUGGCCAGGUGUUUCUCGCUGAUAAUUUAUGUCUUUAUGCUAAGCUAACUGGCUGCCAGCUGUAGCUUCAUAUUUAGCGAACAAAUAAGAGUGGUAUCUAUAUUCUAAGCAAUCUCUCUGCAAGAAAACUAAUAAGCAACUUCCCAAAAUUUCAACAUAUUCCUUUUUAAAUCUGACAUUUCAAUCAAUUAAUUAUCCAAAAAGAGUCUCUGUGCACUAUCGAUGCACUCCUGCUCACUUUAUCUAUAGACGGCCUACUUGUAGUGUAGUGUUAACCUGUAAAUAUUGUUAUGUGUUUCUUCCUUGUGAUUUAAUUCCUAAUGUUUACAUCUGGAGAGUCAUUUGAAUGUGCCCCCAUGUGCGUCUUGGCUGGUACUUCCGAAUGUUGGAAUUUGUGGAUAAGCUUUUGUAACUGUAAUAAGCUGUUCAUUGUUUUAUUUAAACGACAAAUUGAAGCAAAGCACCUUAGUGUAGUCUUGCGUCUCUUAUCUCACCCCAUUUACAUGUAUCUCUUAAACUGCCAUGGUUAAAUGGUUAGGGCCACAUCAGAUGAUAUUUGAUAAUGGUACUUUUUCUUUUGUUUCUUCAUGUGUCAAACACACGUUUUGUACUUUGAUUUGCUGCUUUUGUACAGGGUCCAGUUUGAGACUGCCCUUUAAAUGAAAAGUCUAGAGCUGUUAAAUUGUUGAAAAUAUAUAUUCUUUUUUUUCCUCAUUCUGGCUGUGGUAAAUCCAAUCUAGCCUUACUGGACAAGGAGCUCCAGGGUCAGAAAUGAGCUACAAUUUAGAAAUUCUGAGCAGUUUGAUGAGGUAACUGCCAACAUUGUAUACCCAUCCAAGGAUUGAGCUAGUCAUUGGUAGAUGUGGGCUUCUGAUUGUUGACAGAGAGAGGACUAACAGUGUCUUACAAACAUAAGGACUGUUGCUCUCUUGUGGUAGCUUAGUAAACUGCACUCUGUUAGCUCCACAAAAGAAAAAGAAAAGCCUCCCUUUGGAGUACAUUAUCGUGCAUUGUGUAUCCUUAGUUAUCAUUGGACACUCCUAGUACUUUAAAGGCUAAAAAUGUAAUGUUACUUAAAAAAGUAUUUGUCACUGUUUUCAGAAGCACUAGCCCAAGAGACAAUACUGAGAUACUGUGGUUAUAGUUUGUGUAUUCGCCUUAUACUCUGAGGGAUUUGAAUGUUUAUAUGUUAUGGAUGAUGAUGGUAGCUGAUGGUAAAAGAGGAGGGAUAGUAGUGAAUACUACUGAUGUAUGCACUUUGAAUUUGAUUGCCGCACUAUAACCCAUAACGGGGAACAUGUAUGCAGAUACAAGGUGAGCAAUAGAUAGCUGAAUUGUGUAGUGAAAAAAGUAUUUACACACAGCCGGCUGAAUCCAAAUGCUUACGUUUUUAAAUGGACCGUGAAUAUCGACGCUCAUACAUUAUUUGUGUUGUAUUAUUUGUUCAAAUUCAGAGCAAAGUUUGUGGUUAGUAAGUUGCAGAAGUGGCAGAGGAGUCAGUUAUGGUUCAGCCUGCACCUUGACUGGUGUUUCAGUCUUCCUGUGCCGCUCUGUUAACAAUAAUUUGUGACUACUCCCUGAUGAUGCAUACAGUACAGCUAUGGCUGUUUCGGAUUGGCUUGUUCCCCAAUCAUUACCCAAAUUAAGAGAAAUUAGUUUUAGCUCUUACAAAUUUGCUCCUAUUGAAGGCGCUUUAAUAUGUGACUGUUAUAUUUCAUGGAGAAAAUGUAGAGGAAGUUGUCAGUUGCCAAUUGAGUUAUGAGAAAGAUCAAUUAUUGCGAGCACUUUAUAUUACAGUUCAGUUAGUGUGGUUUGAAGGCUGAUAUAGUAGCAGUUAUAUUAAUCAAAAUCUGCUGAUGGCAGGUGUGUUUUUUUAAUAUUUCCAUGGCAUAAGAUUAUAGGAAAUUACAAAAAUGCAAUUCCUGCCAGAAAUGUUGCCUUGGCCGGUGUUAAGUCAUCUGAAUUAACAUUUUAUUUAGACCAAAGGGAUGUUGAAACUGUCUGUUCAGACCCAGCAAAAAUAAGUCCUACUAUAUUUCUCUGCUUGGAAUCAGUUCUAAAUAUUAUAUUGGAAUCUACACAAGUGAUGUUCUUCGAAACCAGUAUUAAUCAAUUGCUGGGAUAAUAAAUCAAGCAAACUUUAUGAUUAUCCUAAUUUUGGAGGUGAAUGACACUGAUUUGGUUAAAAUGUAUCAAAUUAAUUGGCAAAGAGCAGAAAAAAGGUAAUGUAAAAAAACCAAAACAGAUUAUUUGUUUUACCCCACUUUUCACACCGUAUUACAUUAAUAGUUCAUGACACAACUUUUUGGAAAUGAGGCAUUCUAAAUCCACUUUAGCAGGAUUUAAAUGUUAAUCCUUAGCCUUUGUUUGAUUAUUUAGUACAAAAAAGUCCAUUUGUAAGCCCUGAUGUCUCCCAAAUCUUAAAAAUAAUAUAACAAUGAAUCUCUUCUACGUUUUUUUCAGUUAAGUGACUGAAGAGCUGAUAUUCUGGAAACUGAGAAGGGACAUUUAGCAGUCUCUAGGUGUCCUAUAUUCUAGGCAAGUAGGCUUAAUGUGUUUUUAUAGCCAAAUUCUCCUGAACUAAGGCUAGCAGCCAAAGGCUCGUUUUAGAUUAGGGGAAGAUGGACCUGCCCUUGUCCUUAAAUGAGGGUUUGUCAUUAAGUGGCUGCUUAAACACCACAGUGACUGAGCAUUCUGCAUUGCACUCAAGGCAAAUCUCACAUAAUGAAGCAUUGAGCAUGGCAGUUUGUGCAAAGCAGAGUGCUCAUGGGAUUGCCAAGUAGGGUCUCUAUUGGGACUUGUAGUUUGGGGGUUUAGCUGAUAGAGCCGGAGUGUGUAUCCAAAAUAAUUUAAUUCUGUUGCCUUCAGCUUCAAGAAAUGUUUCGGUAAUAUUGCUGUUUAAAUUUCAUAGCAGUUACUAAGAUGUCAUGAUAUUGGUAAGAAAGCAGUGUGUGUGUGCGCGUGUGUGUUUUGUGUGUGUGUAUGUAUGUAAGAAUCUAAAGAAAUGCGUUACUCUUUUGAAAAUGGAAAGAAAUUGGCUCUUUUGUAAAAAUGGAGGAUCAGUUUUGUUUUCUGUUCGUUUUACUAACCAUAUUUUAGGUGCAACUUUAUGGAGCCCCAAAACUGACAAAAGGUGACCAAACAAAUCAUGAAUAUAACUGAAUUCCUUAACAAAAUGAUAUUGUUUGUUAAAUGAUAAAAAUGGAGAAAAUAAUCUGGCUACUUUGAUAAUUGAUUAAUCUUUAAAAAUGAUAAAAUUCUAGGUAGGUUGGGCAAAACUUGCUUUGAAUUUAUGAUUCGUGCAUUUCUUUUUUUGUUUUUACUAUUUUCAUCUUAAACAAGCAAUCGAUCAAUUGAGAAUUAUAAAAAGAAUGGUAUAAUUGUUUGUUACAGUCCUAGUAAAAUGUAAAUGUUUAUACUUUUCUUAAACCUCCAGCAAGGAGCUAUAUUUUGUAUUUUAGCUUUGUUUUUUUAGAGACACAAAAUCACAUAUAAUUAUAGAAUAUAAAUCAAUUAAAACAAAAUAAAAACAAAAGACAUACCCUUUAAGAUAAUUAGCUUCAUUAGCUAGCUAAUUAUUAUUAUUAUUAUUAGCUAUAUUGAAAAUAUUAGUGAUGUAUUCAGUUGUAUUUGAUAAUAUGUUACUACAUUUUGUCAGUUUCUGGGCUCCAUAUAAACUAGAACAUACAAUGUUACUUUGCAUGUGUGAGUUUGGUUGGCUGUUCUAAGAAGUUUGUUCGGUGGUGACUUUCCCUCUUUUUGGGAAAAGAUUUCUGUGAGUAUAACAAUAGGCACUAAUGCCAGAGUCAAUUCAAAGAUGUAUUAUCCACAUACCCUCUACAUUUCCCAUACUUACUCAUACUGCCGCUGUGUUAAUUCAUGUGUACUGUUAUUUACUGAUUCUCUUCUUCAUAAUGUAAACACUAUGUCUUAGUUAACUCUGCUGUACAAAGACCAUGUGUAGACAGUAGUUGUCAAGUUCAGCUAUAUUAAAAUACUAAAAACCGUACAAGGACAAUAGUGUCUAGAGGUGCUAAUAACAUUAGACUGUAUUUUCUGUCUUUUUAUUGUAUUAUUGACUCGUGUUCAUUGUCUGUAACACAGCAGAGCGUAAUUAAAUCAUUUCAAUAUUAAACAGUAUAGAUAUAU
Molecule: messenger RNA, 8513 nt
Organism: Cyclopterus lumpus (lumpfish)
Lineage: Eukaryota; Metazoa; Chordata; Actinopteri; Perciformes; Cyclopteridae
Gene: zbtb47b
Product: zinc finger and BTB domain containing 47b
Exons: 6
Coding region: 303-2528 (741 amino acids)
Biological process (GO): regulation of transcription by RNA polymerase II
Cellular component (GO): nucleus
Molecular function (GO): RNA polymerase II cis-regulatory region sequence-specific DNA binding; DNA-binding transcription factor activity, RNA polymerase II-specific; protein binding
Source: RefSeq, a predicted model, not a curated record